GACAUCAAGCUUCAAGGAGUCUCUCCACAGAAAGCUGUUCACAGAAGCUCCACAGCCUCCACACUGACCCUGAAGAUGACUCCCUCUACCAGCCUGCUACUGCUGCUCCUGCUCGGCCUCUCUCAGGCACAGCCUCUCCAGGAGGAAGGAGACCAAGAAGAAGUCCCAAACACUGUGGACAUCACCACUGGGAUUCUGACCUCCAACAAUAACACAGAUGAGAUCCUCCUGGAAGGAGACCUGCUGGCUCCCAGAACCAGAAACGCCAUGACGUGUUGGGCCCAAAGCUGCCUGUGGAAGAAAGGCUCCAAUGGCUUGGUGACGAUCCCCUACACUGUGAGCCGUGAGUUCAGCGGCUCUGAGAGGCAGACGAUCGAAUAUGCCUUGAGGUCCUUCCACAGCAGCACCUGCAUCCGCUUCGUCCCCUAUCAGAACCAGUACGACUUCAUCAGCAUUGAGAACAAAGGAGGAUGCUUCUCAGCUCUGGGCAAACAGGGGGGCAGACAGGUGCUCUCUCUCAACAGGCAGGGCUGCCUCCUCCACGGCAUCAUCCAGCACGAGACCAACCACGCUCUGGGCUUCCAGCACGAGCAGACCAGGAGUGACCGCGACUACUAUGUCAGGAUCAACUGGCAGAACAUCAACCCGCAGAUGGCCUACAACUUCCACAAACAGGCCACCAACAACCUCAACACUCCCUACGACUACUCCUCCAUCAUGCACUAUGGAAGAACAGCCUUCUCCAUCCAGUACGGAAGGGACUCCAUCACCCCCAUCCCCAACCCCAACGUCCAGAUUGGACAGAGGCAGGGGAUGUCCUACUGGGACAUCCAGAGGGUCAACCUGCUCUAUCGUUGCUAAAUAUAGUGUUGAUGAAAUUCAAAUCAAUCACACUUUUUCAGAUUUUAAUCAGAUCCUACAAAAAAAAGUGGAUAUGAUAAUGUAGAUCAUAGAUAAUUCUUCUUCUUCACUUGGUUCAGAUGUUCAGAUCACACAACAAUUAGAACUCCAUAUCUAAAACAUAUUUAAUAAAUCUAAUGCAACAGAUGA
Molecule: messenger RNA, 1050 nt
Organism: Mugil cephalus (flathead mullet)
Lineage: Eukaryota; Metazoa; Chordata; Actinopteri; Mugiliformes; Mugilidae
Product: high choriolytic enzyme 1-like
Exons: 1
Coding region: 76-861 (261 amino acids)
Biological process (GO): proteolysis
Molecular function (GO): zinc ion binding; metalloendopeptidase activity
Source: RefSeq, a predicted model, not a curated record